GGGCCGGCGCGGGCGCAGAGGCGUCACGCACUCCAUGGUAACGGCGCUCGGCCCGAAGAUGGCUUCCGAAUGGGGCGGAGGAGUGGGUUACUCGGGCUCAGGCCCGGGCCGGAGCCGGUGGCGCUGGAGCGGGUCUGUGUGGGUCCGAAGCGUUUUACUCCUGUUGGGCGGGCUCCGGGCCAGCGCCACAUCUACUCCCGUCUCCUUGGGCAGUUCCCCUCCCUGCCGGCACCACGUCCCCUCUGACACUGAGGUCAUAAAUAAAGUUCAUCUUAAGGCAAAUCAUGUGGUCAAGAGAGAUGUUGAUGAGCAUUUAAGAAUCAAGACUGUCUAUGAUAAAAGUGUUGAAGAGUUGCUCCCUGAGAAAAAGAAUCUUGUAAAGAACAAGCUUUUCCCACAAGCGAUUUCUUAUUUAGAGAAGACUUUUCAGGUCCGUCGACCUGCGGGCACUAUCUUACUUAGCAGACAAUGUGCAACAAACCAAUACCUCCGGAAGGAAAACGAUCCUCACAGGUACUGCACCGGGGAGUGUGCCGCACACACAAAGUGUGGCCCUGUCAUUGUUCCUGAGGAACAUCUCCAGCAAUGCCGGGUCUACCGUGGGGGUAAGUGGCCUCAUGGAGCAGUGGGUGUGCCAGACCAAGAAGGCAUCUCAGAUGCAGACUUUGUUCUUUACGUUGGUGCUCUGGCCACCGAGAGAUGCAGCCAUGAAAACAUCAUCUCUUAUGCAGCCUAUUGUCAGCAGGAAGCAAACAUGGACAGGCCAAUAGCAGGAUAUGCUAACCUGUGUCCAAAUAUGAUCUCUACCCAGCCUCAGGAGUUUGUUGGGAUGCUGUCCACAGUGAAACAUGAGGUUAUUCAUGCCCUGGGUUUCUCUGCUGGGCUGUUUGCAUUCUACCAUGAUAAAGAUGGAAAUCCUCUCACUUCAAGAUUUGCAGAUGGCCUCCCACCUUUUAAUUAUAGUCUGGGAUUAUAUCAAUGGAGUGAUAAAGUAGUUCGAAAAGUGGAGAGAUUAUGGGAUGUUCGAGAUAAUAAGAUAGUUCGUCACACUGUGUAUCUCCUGGUAACGCCUCGUGUUGUUGAGGAAGCACGAAAACAUUUUGAUUGUCCAGUUCUAGAGGGAAUGGAACUUGAAAAUCAGGGUGGUAUGGGCACUGAGCUCAACCAUUGGGAAAAAAGGUUAUUAGAGAAUGAAGCGAUGACUGGUUCUCACACUCAGAAUCGAGUACUCUCUCGAAUCACUCUGGCAUUAAUGGAGGACACCGGCUGGUAUAAAGCAAAUUACAGCAUGGCUGAGAAGUUAGACUGGGGCCGAGGAAUGGGCUGUGACUUUGUCAGGAAGAGCUGUAAAUUCUGGAUUGAUCAGCAGAGACAAAAGAGACAGAUGCUGAGCCCUUACUGUGACACGCUCAGAAGUAACCCACUGCAGCUAACUUGCAGACAGGACCAGAGAGCAGUUGCCGUGUGUAAUUUGCAGAAGUUCCCUAAGCCUUUACCGCAGGAAUACCAGUACUUUGAUGAACUCAGUGGAAUACCUGCAGAAGAUUUGCCUUAUUAUGGUGGCUCCGUGGAAAUUGCUGACUACUGCCCUUUCAGUCAGGAAUUCAGUUGGCAUUUAAGUGGUGAAUAUCAGCGCAGCUCAGAUUGUAGAAUAUUGGAAAAUCAACCAGAAAUUUUUAAGAACUAUGGUGCUGAAAAGUAUGGACCUCAUUCCGUUUGUCUAAUUCAGAAAUCAGCAUUCGUUAUGGAGAAGUGUGAGAGGAAGCUGAGUUACCCAGACUGGGGAAGCGGAUGCUAUCAGGUUUCUUGUUCUCCUCAAGGUCUGAAAGUUUGGGUCCAAGAUACUUCAUAUUUGUGUAGUCGGGCUGGGCAGGUCCUCCCCGUCAGUAUCCAGAUGAAUGGCUGGAUUCACGAUGGAAACCUGCUCUGCCCAUCAUGUUGGGACUUCUGUGAGCUCUGUCCUCCAGAAACAGAUCCUCCAGCCACUAACCUGACCCGAGCUCUGCCACUGGAUCUUUGUUCCUGUUCCUCGAGCCUGGUGGUCACCCUCUGGCUUCUGCUAGGCAAUCUGUUUCCUCUGCUGGCUGGAUUUCUUCUGUGUAUAUGGCACUAGGAAUGGAAAAGUGGAUCUUCCAAGAUAUUCUUUUAUGUUAUGUUCUUGUGAACAAAGCACAAAGUUUGAGCGAGUGCCAACCUAUGCAGAUGGUAGAAGUGGCAUUCCUGGCUUUGGCUUGGAAGAAUUGACGACCAUCAGACCUUGAAGCAGAACUUCACAGCAGCCUGUCCUCAUCAGCAACCCAACCACCUUCAUCAGCAACCCAACCACCUCAUCAGCAACCCAACCACCUCGUCAGCAACCCAACCACCUCGUCAGCAACCCAGCCACCUUCAUCAGCAACCCAACCACCUCAUCAGCAACCCAGCCACCUUCAUCAGCAACCCAACCACCUCAUCAGCAACCCAACCACUUUCAUCAGCAACUCAACACCUUCAUCCGCAAGCCAACCACCUUCAUCAGCAACCCAACCACCUCAUCUUGGAGAAGGAGAAGGAACUGCAAGCCACCAAGUCUUCAUUUUUCAGGGUUUGUAAUCUUCCUAAAGUUUUCCUUUGAAAAUAGGAUAAUGGGUGGAAUUUUCAGAGUGAUUACAUACCUCAACAUUUUUAUUAACAUACAACAAUGGGAAAGUUCAUCAUCCAUAUACUGCAGUCACUUAAACAACAGCCAAUUAUUGCAAGAUUAGAAUUGGAGAUCUUGUCCUCAAAAGUAUAAAUUGUCCUUUGAUUUAUAGAAAAUAAUGGAAUUGGGAUUUCUACAUAUCAUUAUUAUACCUAUUUUAAAUUUAAUGGCAGCCAGGCAUGGUGGUGCCUGCCUGGAGUUCCAGCUAUUUGGGAGGCUGAGGCAGGAGGAUCGCUUGAGCCCAGGAGUUCAAGGCUGCAGUGAGCUAUGAUUGCACCACUGUAUUCCAGCCUGCACAAUAGAGUUAGACCCUGUAUCUUAAAAAAAAAAAAUUAAUGGCUGGUAUAUAGUAAACUUAAUUCACUGUUCCCAUUGUUUGUUCUAAAGAAUUUUUUAAAAUAAUGUUUCAUUAAAUCUUAUGAUUUAACCGUGCUUGCCCUUUUUGCCAGCUAUGUGGCAGUUUACGGCAGAACUGCUGUCAGUGUGCUGGUAGCCCUCUGUAUUCAUCCCUCUUCAGAGCUCAGCUUCUGGUUGUAUUCUCCAUGAGUUUAAUAAUGACAUGAAAAAAUGUGGAAGCUGAGAGAGUAAAAUACUCUGCUCUGUAAAAACAUGGAAGACAUGCAAACAGAAAAAAACAUGAUUGUAUUGUUUUAGAUAAUACUUAAGACAACUGUGAAACAACAAAAACACAACUAUUCCUUUGUGACCGAUGAAGAUAAAAAAAAAUUCUGGUAAAGACAGGUAUGCAGUUUUUUAAAAUGGGUUAAGAAAUUGUUGCAGAAGAAUUUCUAACAUCUGAAAAUGGUUUUAUGUUUAAGAAGGAUGGUCUGAAUUGUGUACUAAUAGCAAGGUAUAAGUUUGGUGUAGAGCCUAUCCAGUAGCGUCCACUGUACCACUUUUAAGUAAGACUCAGUCCACAGAAGCUGGAAGAUUGCCUUCGCUUUAAAUAUCCUUUACCUUCUGCAUUUGACACUCCUCCUAUUACUACAUAGAUUCCAGUCCCCAGAAGCAAUUUUACACUGGUACUAGAGCUUACCAGCCCCAUUUAGUAAUUCCUAUUUGAAAUUUUUUAAUGGCUAGAUGAGGUUUAACAAGAAUAUGAAAAGAAAAAAGAAAAAAUAUAUUCAUGAAUGAUAGGCGAUGCCCAUUCUUUCUCUCAAGCUAAUGAAGUCCUAUGGCAUUCUAACCACAACCCUCGGACAGACUCCUCAUAUUCCUCCAUGGCAUUGUAACCACAACCCUCGGACAGACUCCUUCUGUUCCUCCUUUCCUCGUCCUUCCCUGCUUUUCGUCCAUUCAGCAUAUCCAUUGAAGAAAUUAUGCUAAGUGAGCUAAGCAACAUAAUUACUAAGAAUUAAUUCUGAUUAUUUGGCACUAGAGCCAACAGCAACCCCAGCAUAGAGGAAAGUCGCUUUUUUUUCAAAUGCAUAAAUUUAAAGUAUGUAUUUGCAUGCAGUUUUAAAUGGGAGGUAUUUGUCAUUGUGAAAAGCUGGGAAUCUCAAACAUAGUCAACUUAACUAAAAAGAAGCUAAUACAGGUUGAGCAUUCCUAAUCCAAAAAUCCGGAAUCCAAAUUGCUCCAAAAUCUGAAACUUUCUGAAUGCUGACCUGAUACUACAAGUAGAAAAUUCCACAUAUAAGUACUUAACACAAACUUUCUUUCAUGCACAAACUACUAAAAAUAUUGUAUAAAAUUACCUUCAGGCAGUGUGUGUAGUUAUAUAUGAAACAUGAAUUUCAUGUUUAGACUUGGGUCCAUGCCCAAGAUACCUCAUUAGGUAUCUGUAAAUAUCCAAAAUCCAAAAAAAAGUCUGAAAUCUGAAACACUUCUGGUCCCAAGCAUUUCAGUAAGUGAUGCUCAACCUGCGUAAUGGUCUGCGGGCCAGUGCUCAUUUUCUGCCUAUGUUGUACAUACUUUAAAUUGUGCAAAGUCAAAGCAAAGAGUCUAUUUUUAAAGAAACUUACAAUAAUCUAAACAUAUACUUCUUAUGAUUAUGAAUCAUCCUGCAAAGCUGUAUGAAGAAUUUUACCAAAAAUACAAUGAAUUAAUCAUAUAUUUGAGAGUCACAGUGAUAGGUUCGACUAUAUUUUGACUGUUGUGUAGUGGCACCAUUUAGGUAGUGUUGUUUCUGAGCAUGGUGCUUUUUAUACUUGAAAUAUAUUUUUGCUUUAUUUUUUAUUGAUAUAAUUAUAUUUGCACUAAUGGCUUUCUGAAGAAAAUAUUAUAGAUGACAUUUUUUGUAUAUAUAUUUAUUAAGCUUGGGAACCUGGUCGCCCAGUGUUUUCUCUGGACAAAUGUGAAACUGGAUAAAGUAUGGAUAAAGUCUUGAGUUCCUCAGGGUAACUGUGUUGAUGUCUCCCGUCCUCUUCAGUAAGGCUUGAAUAUGAUUUUACUCAUCAUUGAUUCUGCAUAGUGUACCCAGCAAGACUUAGAAGGACACUGAACCUGUCAGAGAUUUUAAGAGGCACAUUUUAGUCACUUUGAAUAUGGUAGUGGCGGGCGUGGUGACCGAAGCCUGUAAUCCCAGCACUUCGGGAGGCCAAGGCAAGCAGAUCACGAGAUCAGGAGUUUGAGGUUACAGUGAGCUGAUCGCACCACUGCACUGCAGCCUGGAUGACAGAGUGAGACUUUCUUGGGAAAAAAAAAAAUGACAGUGAAGCAGACUUUUAGAAUCCGAGAUGUCAUUGCAGAAUUAUUGGUAUAAAAUUCAGCUGCAAAGUGAAGAAAUUGAAAUGGCCCACACGUUGAUAUCCUGUGGCAGGUUAUACCCUUCAUGUUAGCAAAGACAAAGCCACGUCGCUGUGUUAAGAGGGACAGGCUGGGCCGGCUGCAGCUGUAGUGGAAGUGAGGGACACAGGGAAGGAAUGGGGAGCAGCAAUUUGGGGACAGUAGACUGGAGUCACUUUCUGACUCAAAAAGGGUCAAGUACUUAUUAAAAACUGACUACCUUGGUUUUCUGUUCAGACUUAGGCUCAUUUUGAUCAUUUUAAGGUCCCCAGUUGUCAAAAAUAUCAAGUGAAUUUGUCUCAAGUUUUCAGAAACAAAAUUUACAGGAAGGAAGCAAAAGCCAUGUCAGUAGCCUUGAGCUGACAGCUUUAAAGAAACUGGCAAACAGGUAGGUUGUCCUCAUAUAGAUCCUUCCAGUAUUCUGAAAAACAUCCUUUUAUUUCUUAAAACCAGUAACCCUUACAUUUUUCCUAUAGGAUACUUAUUUUUGUUGAGAUCAAAUAGACAUUCUAUAAAUGUUAUAAAUUAUGCUUGCAGUUAUUCAGCCUAUCUAGGCUUAAGGUUUAUCAGUAUUUGAAGUUGAAACAUCAUUUUAUGAGGUUUAGUUUUAGGAAGAUAAAUAAAUAUAUCAAAGUAUUUCAUAAAGUUGUAUCAAUGUUCCUUCUAAUAUUAGAAGACUUACUGACUGAGGCCAUCUGUGAACGACUAGGCGAUCUCUCAGAAUCCUUCCAGCUCUAAUACCCUCUGACUAACACUCACCCAGAAUUGCUGUCUGUGCUGGCUGUGAUCUGCCUCCAGGAGCAUACGCCAUCCUGCGUGCUGUGUCUGUCACAGUGUCUGUGCUCGGUGCCUUACCACUGUCCGUGUCCUUGGACGCUGACUGGACAGAGAGGAGCCUGUCUCUUAGGGCACAUGAGUCUUCGUGGCAGGAGGAGACGGGCCUCAGUCACAGCGUCACAGACCCUUGUCACAGUGGACACUAGUCAUUCCUGCCAUGUCCUUGCAGCCCAGGAGGACUAACAAGAUUUUAAUGAAGUCUGUGUUACUCAUUCUGAAGAAAAGAACUUACCUGAGAGGAGUAAUAUUUUUUUAAUAUAUAUUGGGUCAGGGAUGGGGAGGGAGUGGUUGUUUUAUGUUUACAUUUUUAAUAAGUAAAAUAGAAGAUUUAAGAACUAAUAUUUAUGGUAUUGAACUUUAAGUGUAAUAUGUUCCUUAGAAAAACACAACUUUAAUAAAAAUGGAAACUAA
Molecule: messenger RNA, 6655 nt
Organism: Gorilla gorilla gorilla (western lowland gorilla)
Lineage: Eukaryota; Metazoa; Chordata; Mammalia; Primates; Hominidae
Gene: LMLN
Product: leishmanolysin like peptidase
Exons: 17
Coding region: 35-2113 (692 amino acids)
Biological process (GO): proteolysis; cell adhesion
Cellular component (GO): membrane; cytoplasm
Molecular function (GO): metalloendopeptidase activity
Source: RefSeq, a predicted model, not a curated record